AUGGACCCUAGGCGGGAAAAUAGACCUCGCCGAACGGAAAAACAGAUUGGAUCCCAGGGUACGACCCUAGCGAGCGUAGCCUUGAGAGACUACCGUGGGGUUACCCGUACGCAGAAGGUGACCUUCGUGAUUAUUCCCAUGGUCGACAUCGAAGUGAUCCUGGGAAAGCCAUGGCUAGAGGAGGUGAACCCGAGGAUCAACUGGAGGGAACACUGGUGGCACUACCCACACGCCGUGGAAUGGGUGGCAACCCCAGAACCCGACGAGUGCGGAGCACCUGCGACGGUCCAACUCCUCUUGCUAACGCUAGAGGAGAAGGCAGUCGGAAAAAACCAAAUACCAAGGGAGUUCGAAUCUUUUGCGGAUGUCUUCUCGGAGGAAGCGGCCUAUACGCUUGCUGACCCCGGGCUGGUAUCCCACGAGAUCGAGCUAGUGGAAGGGAAGGUCCCUCCCCACUUACCCUUGUACAACCUCUCAGCUAAGGAGUUGCAGGUACUGAGGGAGUACCUCGACACCAUGCUGAAGAGGGGCUGGAUCAGGGAGUCCAAGAGCCCUGCUGGAGCACCCUUGCUCUUUGCACCUAAAGCGGACGGUAGUCUACGCACGUGUGUUGACUACCGUGGGCUCAACAAGAUGACUAUAAAGAACCGUCUUACCUUACCCCGGGUCGAUGAGAUGCUGGAUAGACUAGCAGGUGCUAUGUUCUUUACCAAGCUCGACCUCAGGGAAGCGUACCAUAGGGUACGUAUCAAGGAAGGCGAUGAGUGGAAGACGGCCUUUAGGACAAGGUACGGACACUAUGAAUACCUCGUAAUGCCAUUUGGUCUAGCUAACGCACCUGCAACGUUCCAGGGGUACAUCAAUCGAGUCCUUACAGGGUUAGUGGACAUCGCGUGUAUUGUCUACCUUGAUGACAUCCUUAUCUUCAGUGCAAGUAGGGAGAAAUAUAUAAGACACAUUAAGCUAGUACUAGAUAGAUUGAGGAAGUAUAGAUUGUAUGCAAAGCUCUCCAAGUGUGCUUUCUUCCAGGUAUCAGUAGAUUUCCUAGGGUACAGAGUGAGCCGCGGAGGGGUAAGCAUGGAUCCUACCAGGGUUACUACGGUACAGGAGUGGCCGGAACCCUGUAGCUUCCAUGACAUCCAGGUGUUCCUGGGGUUUGCCAACUUCUACCGACGUUUUAUACGCCGGUACUCCCAUAUCGUGACACCCAUUACUGAGCUACUCAAGGGUUCACAGGGAGGGAAAAAGAAGGGCAAGUUCACCUGGACCCCAGAGGCUAGCAAGGCUUUUAGGGAACUAAAAGACAAGUUCCUCACAGGACCCUUGCUCCAGCACUUCGACCCCUCGAAGCCUAUAAGGGUGGAAACGGAUGCUUCGACGUUCGCAUGCGGAGCAGUGCUCUCCCAACCCUACGAGGAGGAGGGAAGGAAGCCUGAGUGGCACCCAGUGGCCUUCUGGUCAAAAAAGCUGGAUGACACCCAGAAAGGCUAUGGCACGCCUGACCAGGAGAUGCUAGCAAUCGUAAAGUCGUUUGAGCAGUGGAGGCACUACCUUGAAGGAGCGCAGCACACGGUGCAGGUCCUUACAGACCAUCAUAACCUACAGGGGUUCAUGAAGCAAUCCAAAAAGGUAUCCCACAGACGCCAGGUCAAUUGGCUGGAACAGCUAGCAGCCUAUGACUUUGAAAUAGUCUAUAGGACAGGGAAGACCAAUCCUGCGGACG
Molecule: messenger RNA, 1723 nt
Organism: Nannizzia gypsea CBS 118893
Lineage: Eukaryota; Fungi; Ascomycota; Eurotiomycetes; Onygenales; Arthrodermataceae
Exons: 1
Source: RefSeq, a predicted model, not a curated record